Messenger RNA from Synchiropus splendidus (mandarinfish), 1452 nucleotides. It is a transcript of the gene slc25a3a, whose product is annotated as solute carrier family 25 member 3a. The coding region runs from base 138 to 1211 and encodes 357 amino acids. The record is from RefSeq and is a predicted model, not a curated record. Lineage: Eukaryota; Metazoa; Chordata; Actinopteri; Syngnathiformes; Callionymidae. The transcript has 8 exons. Gene Ontology annotation, biological process: mitochondrial phosphate ion transmembrane transport. Gene Ontology annotation, cellular component: mitochondrial inner membrane. Gene Ontology annotation, molecular function: phosphate transmembrane transporter activity.
GCCUCUCUGAGCCGCCGGUUUCAGCGAAGCAGAGGCGCCAUCUUAAGAGUCAGAGUGAGUGUCAGCUUUCUCCUGAAAUAACACGCUAAAGACCUUGGAAUUACAAUCGCAGCUCCACGACCAGGCAGGACGUCAACAUGUAUCCGGCCACCUUGACACACAUUGCCCGGGCCAAUCCAUUCAGUGCCCCCCUGUUCAGUCUCCAGAAAGUGGAAGAACCCCAGCAGAGCGUCAGUGGACAGAAGACACGCCGACUAGCAGCUGCUGCGACCGCUGAUGAGGGCGACAGUUGCGAGUUCGGCUCUCAGAAGUACCUGGUCCUGUGUGGAUUUGGUGGCAUUCUGAGCUGUGGCACCACACACACAGCCGUUGUUCCCCUUGAUCUGGUCAAAUGCAGAAUGCAGGUGAACCCAGAUAAAUACAAGAGCAUCGGAAAUGGAUUUGCCGUGACAGUGAGGGAAGAUGGCUUCAGGGGACUGGCCAAGGGCUGGGCCCCCACCUUCAUCGGCUACUCCAUGCAGGGACUGUGCAAGUUCGGCUUCUAUGAAGUGUUCAAGAUCUUCUAUGCUGAUCUGCUGGGAGAGGAGAAUGCUUAUUUGUGGAGGACAUCCUUGUACCUGGCCGCCUCCGCUAGUGCAGAGUUCUUUGCCGACAUCGCUCUGGCUCCUAUGGAGGCUGCUAAAGUCCGAAUCCAGACCCAGCCAGGCUAUGCCAACACACUGAGGGAGUGUGCCCCUAAGAUGUUUGCUGAGGAAGGUCUUUGGGCCUUCUAUAAGGGUGUGGUGCCCCUCUGGAUGAGGCAGAUCCCCUACACCAUGAUGAAGUUCGCCUGCUUUGAGAGAACAGUGGAGAUGCUCUACAAGUAUGUGGUUCCUAAGCCUCGCAGCGAGUGCUCCAAGCCUGAGCAGCUGGUGGUCACAUUUGUGGCUGGUUACAUCGCCGGUGUGUUCUGUGCCAUCGUGUCCCACCCUGCUGACUCUGUGGUGUCUGUGCUGAACAAGGAGAAGGGCAGCACUGCUGUUCAGGUGCUUAAGAGACUGGGACCUAAAGGUGUGUGGAAGGGUCUAGUGGCCCGUAUCAUCAUGAUCGGUACUCUGACCGCUCUGCAGUGGUUCAUCUACGACUCCGUCAAGGUCUACUUCCGUCUGCCCCGCCCCCCUCCCCCUGAGAUGCCCGAGUCCCUGAAGAAGAAGCUGGGUCUCACAGAGUAACCCACCACACACCUCCUCCUGCAACCACCUCCACAGUGCACACAGCAGUUUUCUAUAUUUAAGUCUCCAGCUCCUGCUGCUUCACUGAGCGGGACUGUGCCCCAACGUGUAUAUUUAAAUACAAACGCAAGAUGGCGCUGUUGCUCUCAGGCAGACGAUAUUCCUGUGUAGAAACUCCUGUCUGGUUUUAUCAAUUCCUGUCAUGAUAGAAUGAAUUAAAGAAUUCCAUGUAAGACACUCA